Molecule: messenger RNA, 417 nt
Organism: Pteropus alecto (black flying fox)
Lineage: Eukaryota; Metazoa; Chordata; Mammalia; Chiroptera; Pteropodidae
Gene: PHLDA2
Product: pleckstrin homology like domain family A member 2
Exons: 3
Coding region: 1-417 (138 amino acids)
Biological process (GO): placenta development; positive regulation of apoptotic process
Molecular function (GO): phosphatidylinositol phosphate binding
Source: RefSeq, a predicted model, not a curated record
AUGGGCGACAGCCUCUUCCAGCUGUGGAAGAAGAAGCGCGGGGUGCUCACCCCCGACCGCCUGAGCCUGUUCCCCGCCGGCGCCGGCGCGCGCCCCAAGGAGCUGCGCUUCCACUCCAUCCUCAAGGUGGACUGCGUGGAGCGCACGGGCAAGUACGUCUACUUCACCAUCGUCACCACCGACCGCAAGGAGAUCGACUUCCGCUGCGCGGGCGAGAGCUGCUGGAGCGCGGCCAUCACGAUCCACACACUGGAUGAGUCGGACCGGACGCGGGGCCUCGCUGGCAGGAGCCCAGCGGGUGCCCGGGAUGUUGGGACCCCACCCCCUGCCCACCGCGAGGACAUAGGGCGGAGCCGUGUUCCUGCGGCGCAGCGGGGGGCCUUUCCCGAGCCCCGCGCCGCUGCGCGGGCGCCUUAA